CAAAUGCUAUGAUUGAAGUUCAACGUUCAAUUACUUUGCUGAGCGUUUAGCAUCGGAAAUCUUCUUAUAAAUACGAUCUUGUCUAUCUAUCAACAUGGGCUUAUGCCUCUCUAAACGAGCAUUAACAUUAACAGAAAAGGAAGAAGUUUAUAUAGUUGAGGCUGAACAAGAAGUGAGGAGGAAUAAAAAACUUAUUGGUAUAGAUGAAUUCUGCAAUAAUCAAAUCAAGAAGUGGCACAGUGAGCCUCUCCCAUUACAUGUUGGUUUACUUGGAUUGAGCAGAUCAGAAAAAUCAUCUUUCAUUGACACUGUUAUUGGAUUUGAAGAUGGCCGCGACAACUCGACAGAUGCAUCCCCUACAGAAAGAACAAAGUAUUCUCAGUUGAAUGGUCCAGAACUUAUAAAUGACAAAAAGAAAAAGAAGAAUCGUGCAAUUUAUCGUUAUGCUGAAAACAAAAACAUCAUCUUCUGGGAUUUACCUGACAUCAAAACAUUAACUUGUUCUUCAUCAUCAUCCCUUUGUUGUUUAGUAUCUUGUUUAAUAUCUUGUUGUUUACCAUCAAGAUGCUGUUUUCCAUCUAAUUGUUGCUCAAAGUCGCCUUGUGCUGAGAAUUUUGACGCAUUUGUCAUUUUUGUCAAAUCAAGAAUAUCUGAUAAAGAGAAAAAAAUAGCCGAAAGUGUUUCAAAAAAUCUCCGAAAACCUUUUGUUUUCGUUUGCACCCUUGCUGAAGACGACGAAAAAAAUGUCAAGAAAGAUAAGGAAGCUACGCUAAAAAACAUCAAAACAAUAUGCUUUGACUUUGUUAAACAUUUGGUUAUGGAUGAAUCUGAUAUUUACGUAAUUGACAACAAAUUCGUGAAUAAAAAUCAGUUUGAAGAUAUCAUCUUGAAGCUGAUGAAACGUCGAAAAGAGUUGUUUGUGAAUUCUUUGAAUUAUACCAUUUUCGUAAAUACCAAGGAUACCAAAAAAAUCUUUCAACAAGCUCAGAAACACGGUGUUGAUAAUAUUCUGGAUUUUUACAGCAGUGAUUCAAUUCCUUUGUGGACAGACACAGAGAUAAAUUUUGCCAUAACAGGAGACUCUGGAACAGGGAAAUCAUCUUUCAUCAACGCUGUAAGAGGCAUUAAAGCUUACGAAAAAGGGGCUGCACCCGUUGGUGUUACAGAAACGACAAAUAAACCCACUAAGUAUUUACAUCCAGAGCAUAAAAACAUCAUUUUCUGGGAUCUUCCUGGUAUCGGAACGCCUGGAUACCCCAAUCUCAAAGAGUACACUAAAAAAGUUGGUGGUCUAAAGAAGUACGAUGCAUUUCUUAUUUUUUAUAAAACACGAUUCACUCAAUAUGACAAAGAGUUGGCUGAGAAAGUUAAAAAAGAUCUCGACAAACCUUUCUUUUUUGUUCGCACCAACGUUGACACCGAACUCGAGAAUGCGAAGGAUGACGAAGGACCAAAGUUUGAUGAAGCAUCUGUCUUGAAAGGUAUGAGGACAAACUGUUUGGAAAACCUGAUACGUCUGGUUCACGAUGAGAAAGAUAUCUUCUUGAUUGACAACAAGGCUACAGAGAAUUAUGAUUUUGAUCGUUUGGUUGAAGCUGUUCGUGAAGCAAUGUCAGGCAAAAAAAGAGAGAACUUUGAUGUUUCUUUAUCCAAAUUAACUCAUGCUACUAUAAAAAUGAAAGGCGUUUUUUGGAAAGAUCAUGUGCCAUUGGUGAUUGUUUUGUUCGUAAUUGCUGUAUCUAAUCCUGAAGUUUUUGUGGAACUGAUAUCGAUGGAAGUCAUUCGAUAUCAUCGCGUAUUUGGUUUUUAUGAUCAGUUGAAAAAAUCCCUGGUGACAUCUGAAGAAAUCGAUGAAUUGUGUCACAAAGAAGAAGAGCAUGAGAAAAAAAUACGAAGAAAAAUCGAUGAAAAGAUUCAGAAAAAGAAAUCUGAAGAAAUCAAAGAAGAGCUUAUGAAAGAUAAGUCAGUAGAAGAAUCACCAGCCAAAGUCAAAUGGGCGUAUGAUUAUCUUUUAAAUUGCAUGAAAAAUUUAGAAAUAGAAGCUUUGAAGCCUUACGAUGCGGCAAACAAAGAGGGAGAAAAUUCACAAACAUGAAAAAAAACUUAACAGUCAAAAUUAUAUAAACAUCACAAAAUAUUUUUUAAUCGAAAGCACUUUAUGCGUAGUAAAUAACACAUAUUAUUCUGAAGUUCAUGUACCUAAUAUCACGUUUCUCGAGACUCGCGCUUGUGAUUUCUCUAUUUUAACUAAACAUGCCACUUGGCAAACACUCUUUUAAUUUCUUGAAAAUCAGCAAAAUGAUUUCUUUUAAAUAUAAAUUUAAUGCAAUAUAACUUAUUCACCUCUCUUGCACCCAAAACACUUUUUUUAUAUUCUGCAUUUCUCCUUCAUGGAUAGAAUCCAACAUUGUAAGUUGUUGGUUAUUUAAUAAAUAAUAAAAUUUCAUAUCAAAA
Molecule: messenger RNA, 2454 nt
Organism: Xenia sp. Carnegie-2017
Lineage: Eukaryota; Metazoa; Cnidaria; Anthozoa; Malacalcyonacea; Xeniidae
Exons: 5
Coding region: 95-2095 (666 amino acids)
Cellular component (GO): membrane
Molecular function (GO): GTP binding
Source: RefSeq, a predicted model, not a curated record